AUGACACCCUCCUGCGCGCCGCUAUGUCGGUUUGACGACAGGCUCCACUUCACGACAUUCUCUGGCACUCUCCCUGAUCCACACGUUCUCAACGAAGAUGCAAGUUUGUCGGAACUGAGGCCGCGUAUUCGAGGACAAAAUGGAUCGGUUAUCUCAUCGCCUGAGGAUGCACAGUACUACUGGUUCACUGUCGACGACCAGCUAGUCUACCUCUCCUUCUUCCAGGAUUGGGGUCCACUGAACCUCGCCAUGGUCUACAAAGCGUGUAUCUUAAUACACGAACUUCUACAGGACGAGCAAUUGAAGACACAUCGACUAGUCCUUUACGCAUCUGAUGACCCGCGUAGGAAAGCGAACGCAGCGUUGCUUAUGGCUCUCUACGUGAUGAUCGUGCAACGGCGGCCACCUUGGGAAGCCUUUCACCCCAUUGCCUGCUUGGAAUUCAUGGCGUUCCGAGACGCGGGACGUGGCCCGUCGGACUUCAACCUGAGCAUACAGGAUUGUCUCUGGGGGCUCUGGAAAGCCAUGCAGAAUGGGCUCUGCGACAUGAACGAGUUCAGCGUGGAGGAGUACGAAUACUAUGAGAAGGUGGAAAACGGCGACUGGAACUGGAUAACGCCUCAUUUCAUCGCAUUCGCUAGCCCUCUAGACCCUCACUGGCUCAAGAGGGAGAAAGAAAGGAAGGCUAGUGAAGCCGAUGGUCCAGAUGGGUCCACAUCCAGCGGCAGCGCCCUGCAGCGUAAACUUCCCCAGCCGUUCAUCAAUUGCCUCGAAUACUUCGACAAGCACAAUGUGAAGCUCGUGGUCAGGCUAAACACCGAAUUGUACGACCGCCAGGUGUUCUUAGAUCGCGGCAUCAACCACGAAGAACUCUACUUCGACGAUGGUACAAAUCCCACGGACGAGAUCGUUCGUAGAUUCAUCGACAUGGCGGACGAUGUCAUUGAAGGCGGUGGUGCGGUCGCUGUGCACUGCAAAGCUGGGCUCGGCCGCACGGGAACACUCAUAGGAGCGUACAUGAUCUGGAAAUAUGGUUUCACCGCGAACGAGGCCAUCGCGUUCAUGCGCAUCGUCCGACCUGGCUCGGUCGUGGGGCCACAACAACAUUAUAUGUACCUGAAGCAGCUGGAGUGGAAUAAGUGG
Molecule: messenger RNA, 1143 nt
Organism: Punctularia strigosozonata HHB-11173 SS5
Lineage: Eukaryota; Fungi; Basidiomycota; Agaricomycetes; Corticiales; Punctulariaceae
Product: phosphotyrosine protein
Exons: 5
Biological process (GO): protein dephosphorylation; microtubule cytoskeleton organization; positive regulation of cytokinesis
Cellular component (GO): mitotic spindle; spindle pole; centrosome
Molecular function (GO): protein tyrosine/serine/threonine phosphatase activity; protein serine/threonine phosphatase activity
Source: RefSeq, a predicted model, not a curated record